AUGGAAACCUACGAUGAAGAUAUCUCAGAAAACCGUUUCUUCCGAUUGUUACAAAAUAAAUACAAAGCUAUUUAUGAAAAUGCUGCUAACAAUAGGUGGAUUAUAUGUAUCCCAAGAUCUGGAACAUUUUCCAAGCAUUCCCAAACACAGAAUGACAUAGAAACGCAUAUCCUCCGCCCUGUACAGAAUAAAGCACAGACCUUUAUUACAGUUAGUGAAAAGGAACUACAGGUGACAGGGGAAAUUAUUACUACAACUAAUGGUUUUAAAGAAGUCAAAUCAGUAAGAGUAUUGUUUGAAGAAACUUUCUUCAAUAGCCGAGAUGAGAGCUUCAGAGUUCUUUGCCUCGAUCAACCACUUGAAGGUGGUACAGUUGAUGUUGGGGAUCAUCCUUAUCUAGUUAAUCUAGAUAGUCUUGAAGACUGUGCUGAUUUUUUGUGGGGACAGCGAGUCAGUAAGCGUUCUCAAAGACAAGUUGAUGAGAUGGUGGAUUUCUUUAACCAUACGUACCAAAGACUUGAAGCAGAGUCUUUACGGUACUGUAUAGAUGCUGUCAAUGCAAUAUUUACAAAGUCAGUACAGACUGCACUCAAAGAUGGUCAUCAUAGAAAAGCUGUCAAGCAAAAUAGAAAUUUUAUGGAUAACUUAAAGGUUGCUAUGGAAACAUAUGUAAUGAAUGGAGUCUUCAAGAAAGUGUUCAAAGCUGUUAGUACUUAUGUUGCUAGAGAGGAUGCUGAGUUGAAUAAGAUUACACGGAAUCUAGCCGAAUUACAACUCAAAGAUCUUGGUAUAAGACCACAGUUUACUCAGAAUGUACCGAGAGCAAGAAGAGAACUCUCAUUUCUCAAUAAAUUUUGUACACCAUUAGAAAAGUUGUAUUGCCUCAGGAGAACAGUUAUGACCAUUACACAUGCUUCACUGCGAAGAGCCAAAAAUGUUCCCAUUGCUCCAAUCACAACAGAUGAUUUACUUCCUAUACUGGUGUUUUUAGUUGUGAAAUCUGAAAUCCCAAACUGGUUGGCUAAUCUUACUUACAUGCAAAAUUUCAGAUUUUCAAAACCUUCCAAUGAUGAAUUUGGCUUCUAUGUAGCAUCAAUAGAAGCCGCUGUGGAGCAUGUACGCAGUGGUCACGUGUCUGAAAUAUUAUCUGAGAGAAGCAUGUCACCUAAAUUACAGAUGUCAGCAGCACCAUCUGUGCAAAUGCCAUGGCAACGACAGGAUAGUCAUGAUGGCGAAACUACACCAAGUAUAGAUGUAUUGUUUGAACAUAUUAAAGAGGGUAGAAUGCAAGAUGUUGAGAGGAUGCUGCAUAUGACGUCUAAAGAUGAGAAUAUGCUGGCUGAAAAAAUGUGUCAUCCAUUGUGUUCAUGUGUCAAAUGUGAAAAACUUAUUACAAUAAAACGAAAUGAUCCCACAGCAGUUACUGCAUUUUCCCGGGAUGAUAGAGGGUGCACAGCAUUACAUAUGGCCGCUACAUUCGGCCAAGCCAAGAUAUUAGAACUGUUGGUGAAGAGAGGUGGCGUUGUUAAUGCAACAGACUAUCAUGGUUCAACACCGUUGCAUUUAGCUUGUCAAAAAGGACAUCAAAAUGUGACACUUCUACUGUUAGACUAUGGUUCCAAUGGCAAUAUGGCUGACAAUGAUGGUAACACACCAUUGCAUUUAUGUUGCGCUAAUGGACAUGAAGAUUGUGUCAAAGCUAUUGUGUAUUUUGAUGGUGCUGUGGUCCCCGUGGACGUGAAUGCUGCUAAUCUACAAGGAGAUACUCCAUUGCAUCAUGCAUCCAGAUGGGGAUAUGAGACAAUAGUGGAUAUCCUUUUGGAGCAGAAUGCCUCGGUGGAGGCUCUGAAUCGUAGAAAAGAAACUCCAUUGCUAUGUGCACAUAAUGUCAAAGUAUCAAGAUCUAUAAUGAAUGCAUCUGAUAAAGACAAUGAACCAAUCAGUCCUUCCAGUCCACCUACUGCGAGUACAGUGUUACACAAAACAAGAAAACCCUCUAUGUUUGAGCAGAUCCAAGUAUCCCCGUCACAAGCAGCAAAGAAUGCUAUGUCAGCAAUUGAACAAGCCAGGGAAAAACAGGUUUUGAGAUUAUUGAAGGCAGUAGCUGAUAAUGAUAUACAGCUUGUAAGAUAUCAGUUAGGUUGGUUAAGUGACAGCGAAAGUGAUGAUGACAAUGAUAGCGGUUCUAUGUCUCCGAGCAAAUUCAAACUAUGUCAUCCUUUGUGUCAAUGUGAGAAGUGUCAGUCUUUACAGAAGCGUACUUCAGUUGCAGCAAACUCUGUGAUCCAUGCAAACUCGGCCAAUCAUAAUGGUUUGACGUCAUUACAUGUUGCGGCUGCCCAUGGACAUGACUCCCUAGUCUCUCUGCUUAUACGCAGAGCUGGCAAUGUGAAUUGUAGAAACAAAACACAGCAAUGUACACCACUUCAUUUAGCUGCACAGUAUAAUAGACCAAUGGUCAUCACUUUACUGCUAAACCAUGGUGCUAAAUGUAACACUAGAGAUGGCAAAGGUAACACCCCAUUACAUUUCUGCUGUCAGAAUGGUCAUAUGGAAGCUGCUGAACUCCUCCUACAGAAUGGUGCUGGUGUGAAUGUUACUAAUCAUAGAGGCAACACCCCUUUACAUGAAGCCUCAAAGUGGAAUCAUUUACCUUUGGUGAGGUUAUUACUUGAAUCUGGUGCCAAUAUUACAGCGAGGAACAAGGCACAACUCACACCAUCACAAUUAUCUCAGAAUGAGGAUGUCACACUGUUAUUGGAAGAUGCAGAAGAUGGCUUUUUUGAAUCAAGCGGUGAAUACAGUACCUCACCAAGUGCUAACAGUUUAUCAAGAUCACCAAGUAAAAGUGGAAGCUAUCUAUCCCAGUCACCGAGUCAAGACAGACAAAGUUCAAGUUCAAAGAAAGCAUUGAUAGCAAAACACGAGGCUAAGUUGAUGGCGAUUUCAGGUUCACCUACUAGACACCUAAGCAUGAGGGAUUUAUUUAAGGCAUUUGAGGAAUCUGACGUGGUUCAAAUAAAAGAACUUGGUGAAUCUAUUCAGACUUUUGACAAGAAGAAAGACUUGAAGAAAACUAUUACUCGAGAUAUGAGUGCUCCUCGAUUAGAUGGAUAUCUGAAACAUCAGAUGGCAAUUUGUAAUUUUGAUCGGAAGUCGUUAAAACAAGUUGAUGUUGAUGACAGAAGUAUACCUUAUAUGCCCAAGGAUAUACAAAGCACCAAGCCAGAUGCACAAAAUUAUAGCCUGAAUAUAAAGAGGUCUACCAGCUUUGAAAUUGGCAGCCCAGUGAACUCAGACGAUGAAUAUGUUAAUAUAUCCGAUGUUGAUAGUCCAAGUCACAAUUUCCGUAGUUUCAGUACUAUGAAAGAUGAAAGGACUUCAAACAAGCAAAGGAGUGCGAUAGCGGAUGUGGAACAGACCACCAGGUCAAACGGAGCUGAAAAAGAAAUGGAUGUUUAUUUUGAUCCAGUGAAGGGUUCACAUGAAGGGGUUUCACGGGGGAGUGUUGCUUCAAGUCCUUCAACCCCCGAAUCUGUGAUUGUCGCCGCAGAGAAUGAAAAAUAUUCUGAAGGUUCAACUGUUGGCAAUGAAUCCACUGCUGGUGCAGAUGUUGCGUUAUCCAAGGAUACAUCUGCUCUGAAACAUUUUGCUAUUACAAGGGACUGCACAAAUGCAUACCAGACUAUAGAAAGGAAAACUGAUGGUUUUGAACUUGAGUUUGAUGAAAAUCGUUUUGCAAAAGAUACACCCCCUUCUGUUAGGAAGUUUGGCAGGGUGAUUCAAGAUUCACCUCUUGAUACACCUACUUUAUCACCUGACAUGGUUAAUGCAUCACCUGACAUGGUUAAUGCAUCACCUGACUUGGCCACUUCGUCACCUGACAUAGCUACUCUAGAACAGGAAAUACAUGAUUUACUUUCUGAUAAUGAUGAUAGUUAUGCCACCCAUGAUGAACUCGAAUGA
Molecule: messenger RNA, 3966 nt
Organism: Saccoglossus kowalevskii
Lineage: Eukaryota; Metazoa; Hemichordata; Enteropneusta; Harrimaniidae
Product: ankyrin repeat domain-containing protein 27-like
Biological process (GO): neuron projection morphogenesis; early endosome to late endosome transport
Cellular component (GO): transport vesicle; early endosome; tubular endosome
Molecular function (GO): guanyl-nucleotide exchange factor activity; SNARE binding
Source: RefSeq, a predicted model, not a curated record